Striga asiatica is the source of this 2098-nucleotide messenger RNA. NCBI's taxonomy places the organism in Eukaryota, Viridiplantae, Streptophyta, Magnoliopsida, Lamiales, Orobanchaceae. The record is from the annotation of a GenBank genome assembly.
UCUGAAAAUUCCAAAAUUAUUUUUUUACACAAAAUGAUGAAAAUACACAAAUCUACCCAUUCCCACUCAUCGUCAGCAGAAACAGCUCAUCACUGCCGUAAAACAACCGUUUGCAGACGGUGCUUCCCGCCGCCGUCGCCGUGCGAAAAACCUCAAAACAGCCUUACCUUUUUUUUUUUUUAAAGAUAUGACUAUUUUAGUUUAGCGAGUAUGAUGUCCAAAAGGUGGUGGAGUAUUAUAAUUAACAAGUCCCAUUUUUCCUGAAUAGAUUCCAUUUGUACAGCUGCAUUCAAACGACUGUUUCACUUUCUACUUUACGGAAACCUAAUCCCCCAAGCCAACAUACCAAAUACCCCCAAUUUUUAUCUUCCAUUUUUUAUGGCUGGUGGGGGAACGAUACUCCUGCGAAUUGGCUACUUGUCUUGUCCCCUCAGCCCCAAAAGAAUUCAUUAACUAUUAAGAAAUCCGAUUUGUUUGUUGUGAUGGUAAAAAAGCUCGGUGUGUAAACUGUUGCUAAUUCUCUUACCGGUAUGCCCAAGAGCAUGUGUUUUUUGUUCUGAGCAGCAAAAAUGGUGGUGAGGAAAGUAGGGAAGUACGAGGUGGGAAGGACUAUUGGCGAAGGGACAUUUGCAAAGGUGAAGUUUGCGCAGAAUACGGAGACGGGAGAGAGUGUGGCCAUGAAAGUCCUUGAUCGCUCCACCAUAAUAAAGCACAAGAUGGUCGAUCAGGAAAGGAUUAACGUGGGGAAGAUGAUAAAGAGGGAGAUAUCAAUUAUGAAACGUGUUAGACAUCCGUGUGUUGUCCGGUUGCACGAGGUGCAACAUGGGAGGCUUAGUGAAUCCGAGUCCAGAAGAUACUUUCAGCAGCUUAUUGAUGGAGUGGAUUAUUGCCACAGUAAGGGAGUUUAUCACAGAGAUUUAAAGCCUGAAAAUCUACUGCUUGAUUCUCAAGGAAAUCUGAAAAUCUCUGAUUUUGGUCUUAGUGCAUUUCCUGCAGAAGGAGUCAGUGUUUUGCGCACAACCUGUGGUACUCCUAAUUAUGUUGCACCGGAGGUUCUUAGUCAUAAAGGCUACAAUGGUGCUCUGGCGGAUAUUUGGUCAUGUGGGGUCAUCCUUUAUGUUUUGAUGGCUGGUUAUCUUCCGUUUGAUGAGAUUGAUCUGACCACUCUGUAUGGGAAGAUUGAGAAUGCAGAAUUUUCAUGCCCAUCGUGGUUCCCACUUGGAGCAAAAUAUUUGAUCCAGAGAAUAUUAGACCCGAACCCUGAAACACGCAUUAGGAUUGAAGAUAUCAGAAAUGAUGAGUGGUUUAACAAGAAUUAUAACCCAGUCAGACUUCCUCUAACUGAAGUCGUUGAUUUAGAUGAUGUUAAUGCAGCUUUUGAUGAUCCAGAGGAAGAAGCACCUGAUCGGCAAUAUGGGAAUGAAGAUAUGGGGCCUCUGGUUCUCAAUGCAUUUGAUAUGAUUACCCUCUCUCAGGGCUUGAAUCUUUCGGCAUUGUUUGACCGCAGGAAGGAUUCACUGAAACAUCAAACACGUUUUGUUUCGCAAAGACCAGCAAAAGUCGUCCUAUCGAGCAUGGAAGUUGUUGCGCAGUCGAUGGGUUUCAAGACGCAUAUUCGAAAUUAUAAGAUGAGAGUUGAAGGUCUUUCUGCGGAUAGGACUUCACAUUUCUCUGUAAUUAUGGAGUCUGUGUAUUCUCAACUCUUUUGUCAACAGAUCUUUGAAGUUGCUCCUGCAUUUAUCAUGGUUGAUAUUCAGAAAGCAGCUGGAGAUGCUGAGGAAUAUCUGAAGUUCUACACGAACUUCUGUAACAAUCUUGAAGAUAUUAUUUGGCAGCCGCGUGAUGAGAGCUGCAAAACACGAACCACCAAGACAAACAGCAGGCGUAGAUAAUCUCAUCUCAUUAUUCACAUUUCAUUAACUUUAAACUAAAAUCCUUGUAUUUGACUAACUGUGUGAGACUAAUGUAAUAGCUGUUGUUAUGAGACGUGGUCAUUAUUUUAUUCUAUGCUGCAUCUUAAAGUACAUGAUUGUUUGUUGCAAACUCAAAUUAAAUUUAGUGAAGAAAAAAAUAAAUAUUUAAGUUGCAUAGCACAUAG